AUGUCAAUAUGUCAUUCAAUCAAAUAAGCAAAAAAAGGGGGGAGAAAAAUGGUCACAACAAGCAGGGUAGUUAAAAUCAGUAAAGUUUUUUCAGAUAUACUCGUCUGUCCGCUUUCUAAACAACCCUUGAGGGUUUGUGAGAAAUCGAAUUCCCUGAUAAGUGAUGCGAUCGGUGUUUCUUUCCCGAUAGUAGAUGGGAUCCCCUGUCUUGUGCCAAAGGAUGGCAAAAUCAUCGAAACACCUGGUGAUGUUGAUUCACUGAACACAAAAAGGGAUAUGCAAGAUUGAAAUUAGGGUUCUGUAGACAUGGUGAAGAAGAUAUGGUUAUUUCUGCUCAAACUUGACAGAUAGUUUGCAAUCGGAGUCUUGUAACUUUUGUCUUUAUGAAAAUUAAAUUUAAUGUGAUCACCAAUUUGCAAAGCACACAACAUAUAUACUCGAAUUACUCGACAGAUGUUUGCAAUUUCAAUAAUUCAAUCCUCUUAUUGUUUUU
Molecule: messenger RNA, 493 nt
Organism: Lactuca sativa (garden lettuce)
Lineage: Eukaryota; Viridiplantae; Streptophyta; Magnoliopsida; Asterales; Asteraceae
Product: Trm112p-like protein
Source: RefSeq, a predicted model, not a curated record